Oreochromis niloticus (Nile tilapia) is the source of this 3273-nucleotide messenger RNA. It is a transcript of the gene stra6, whose product is annotated as signaling receptor and transporter of retinol STRA6. The transcript is spliced from 18 exons. The record is from RefSeq and is a predicted model, not a curated record. Gene Ontology annotation, biological process: vitamin A import into cell. Lineage: Eukaryota; Metazoa; Chordata; Actinopteri; Cichliformes; Cichlidae. Gene Ontology annotation, cellular component: plasma membrane. Gene Ontology annotation, molecular function: signaling receptor activity; retinol transmembrane transporter activity. The coding region runs from base 484 to 2460 and encodes 658 amino acids.
GAUAGAGAGUACAAAGUCCCCACUUUACACUGCAAGAGCUGUUCAGAAAAAAAAACUAGUUGCACUUGAGAGUUAUGUUUCUGUAAUUAGUGAACUUCUCCAAGGGGUGCAUGAAGUCUCAGUCCCUUCUCUAAAGACAGCACCAGGUCAGCACAAGGCUCUUGGUGCGGUGGUAACCCUGAGCUGAAAUAGGGCCUUUGGAAGGUAGAGGCAACGCGCUGCAGCCAGGACCUGUCACAUUACUCUCAGCUCCACAGUGGGACCAGGUCACCUGAAUGCAGUGAAGGAGGGUAGCACAGUCUGAGUGCAAGUAGACCAAACACAGGGAAACAAGGACACUUGCAGCAGUAACUGAGUCCAGCGUGGGAUUUGGAAGACAUUUUUGCCUUGGAGACAAGGUGAUCACAGCUGUGUGCCACUUUGUGGUUAAAAGAACUCCAGAUCUUUUGUAAGACGUGGGACUCUUGAUAAAGAGAAGUCGCAAUGGACUAUGACUACCCAGAAUUGGAUCCACUGCCAUCCAAAAUUGAACCAGAAGUAAUCCCUCCCUGUGACCCUACUGCUGAUGACAGGCUCUAUCAUAUAUGCAUCACUGUGAUAUCUCUUGUUGUCAUGCUGAUUCUGGCGGUGUUGGCAAGGCGCAUGAAGGUCGGCGACAGACAGAAAGGACUCCCAGGUUUACUCAGUCCGGUGAACUUCCUGGACCAUACGCAGCACAAGGGCUUGGCAGUGGCUGUGUUUGGAGUGCUCUUGUGCAAACUGUGGGGCCUGCUCAUAUCACCAAACCCUCUCCCCUUCACAACAGACACCGUGAACAAACAGAACUGGGUGAUUCUGGGAGUCUUCUUUUACCCCGCGCUAUACUACCCUCUCCUGGCAUGUGGCACUUUACAUAAUAAAGUUGGCUAUGUACUCGGUAGCCUCUUGUCUUGGACACACUUUGGUGUUCUGGUAUGGCAGAUAAUUGACUGCCCAAAAACACCAGUGAUACACAAACACUACUCUCUUUUCUCCAGCCUGCCCCAGAUUGCUUGCUUGGCAUUCCUUAGCUUUCAGUAUCCCCUUCUUCUGUUCAAGGGCUUAAAGGGCACUGAAAAGAACAAUGCUACAGAGGAUCUGAGCAGCAGCUACUAUAGAGACUAUGUCAAGAAAAUGCUCAAUAAGAAAAAGUCUACCAAAAUCAGCACGUCGAGCACAGACAAGCCCAAACUCCCCCAAAGAAUAACCGAUGCUGUGAAAUCUUACAUUUAUACACCAGAGGAUGCUUUCCGUUUUCCCCUGAAGCUGGCUAUAUCUGGUGUUGUGUCUUUCAUAACCCUGUAUCAGAUGGGUCUUCUGCUGAUCUCAGCAGUCGUGCCGUCUCUCCAGACUGCUCGUUUGGGAGUCAAUGAAGAUGUUGCAAACCUUUUAGCUGGUUUCAGAAUCAUGCUGUCUCCAGACAAACAUGAAGUGGUUCGGAUAGUGGUUUAUUACAUGUGGUGUGUAGAGGUGUGUUAUAUUUCAGCAAUGACCCUGUCUGGUUUGGUCAACCUGGCUAUGCUCAUGCGAUCUAUGGUUCUGCAUCGGUCAAAUCUGAAAGGGCUGUACAGAGGCGAUAGCUAUAAUGUUUACAACUGCCAGAGAAAUAUCAGAGCUUCCCGGCCUGCACUCGUCUGCUGGAUGGGAUACACCAGCUUUACAGCAGCUCACAUCUGCAUUGGCAUGAUCAUCCAGACCAUAGUGUUCUUCCUCUGCCUUCUGAUUGCAGUCUUCCUUGUUAUCAUACCUGUCCUCCACAGACAGAAUCUGAUUCUCUUUCAGGUCCUGUGGAGCAUGUGGCCUUUCUGGCUCAUGCUUCUCCUGGUUGUGUUGAUUCAACACGUCAUCGCCAGGUUUUGCUUCAUCAAAAAGACAGGAGGCACACGAGACCUAGACAACAGGGGUAAUCUGUUCCUGCUGACAUACCUGAUGUUUCCUGUUAAUGUUUUGAUCGGGGUGAUACUGGGAAUCUGGCGCAUGAUCAUCACAGCCCUGUUCAACAUUGUCCACAUGGGACGUAUGGAUAUCAGUCUUCUUAACCGCAAUGUGGAGGCUUUUGACCCAGCCUACCGCUGCUAUGCUCAUUAUCUGAAGAUCGAGGUGAGCCAGUCUCACCCUGUGAUGAAGGCCUUCUGUGGGAUGCUGCUGCAGUCUGUGGGCCAGGACACCAAAGCUGGACAGAGGUCACAAGAUGCCGAAGAAGGGAUCCAGCUCGUCCAGCAGGAUAAGAAGCAGAACAAAGUGUCCAUUGCCAAGAGAGCCCGCAGGCACUGGCAGCUCCUCUACACCCUGGUCAACAACCCCUCCCUUGUGGGCACCAGGAAGCACUUCCAGCGUCAGACCGCAGACAGCUUUCUGAAUGGAAGCCUGAACCGCAGCACCAGGGAGGAGAGCAAAAAGGAGGCUACGACCAAGGAGGCAGAAGCCGCUGCCAGCAACUAAUCAAGAAUGCGAUACUGAUUAUGUACUGGCUGCAGAGUCUCUUCCGGUUUGGGUCUGCGUUUGUACUAUUUGUCUGCAUUUGGUGAAAUACAUGCAUUAUAGCUCAGUGCCUAGUGUAAAGAUAUUCACCAAGUCUUUCCUAAACGCCUGGAGAUUCGGAGUCCCUCCUGUGCUUUUCAUGCUCUCCUGUCUGUGAGGACCUCAGUCUCCAGUCUGAUGGGAAUGCUUGUGUGGCACUGAUCACCUAGUAAACACACUUAUAAAAAUAAUUUUCUAAACAUGUAUGUGCUUAUUUUGGGAUAGAACUCAUUUGCACUAAUAGCCUUUAAUCAUGUAUUAUUUUCAACAUUCAACAGUGCAGAUAAUAUAAAAUGAUGGUUAUCCAACUAAAAACAUGGAUGCACAAGUCAAUGAAUCAUCCCUUUGAAUGGGAGUUCAUAUAUAGAGUGACAGAGAAGGGCAGAAAGACAGAACAUCUGAUCUGAAUAUAAAUAAUGAACCAUUGUCAUACUGUGGCCAAUAAAUUCUCUUUUCCCCCAUCUUUAGGCUACACACAUUGUGUAUCUGACAUUAACCUGUGGAAUAGACUGUAUAUUUAUUCUGUUUUAAUUUGUAGACUUUUAAGUCAAAACAUCUUACUGUUUCCAGUAUUUCCAGUUCUUGUCAAAUAAACAUCUUCUUGUUUCUAAUGUUCCGUGAUAUUUCACCAUUUGUCUGCGCAUUUAUGCCUGCCGACUUUUAAAUGAAAAUAUACACAUCCGAUUGUUUUUUUUUCCUGAUAACUGUGAAAAUAAAAUGAAAAAUACAGUUUUA